UUUUAAUAUUAAAACAUGGGAGCCUGUUCUAGCAGAUAACCUCCUAAAAAAUAAGUUUCUUUACCUAAACCAAUUGUUCAAGUUCUACCACAAAAGUAAAAUUUUCUUGCAAUUUGGAAUGAACUCAAUUCAUGUCUUAAUCUAGUUGAUAAAAAUGUCGAUAAUGAAAAAACACUCUCCAAAAUCAAAACUCUAUUUUAAACUAAAGGAACCAUAGAAGAAAUGAUUAUAAAUUAAAGUAAAAGAGGAGGAAGAAAUAUCAAUUAAGAUCCUUUAUAAGACACUGCUUUCUAAUAUAAUCUUUAUUUAUAAGUAGAUAAAAUUAAUAGAAUUCUUUCCGAUUAUCUUCUUAUUGAUAGAGCAUUUGAAGAUAAAAAUAAUUAACUCUUUGAUAAAUUACAGCUAAGCGUUGAUAAUAUUGAACAAUAUCGAUAAUCAAUAAAAACAAAGCUAGGGAUCUGGAAAUAAAAUCAAAGCACCAAUUUUAGUAAUACAAAUGUGUAUUGAAC
Messenger RNA from Paramecium sonneborni, 509 nucleotides. Lineage: Eukaryota; Ciliophora; Oligohymenophorea; Peniculida; Parameciidae. The record is from the annotation of a GenBank genome assembly.